Phalacrocorax carbo (great cormorant) is the source of this 4830-nucleotide messenger RNA. NCBI's taxonomy places the organism in Eukaryota, Metazoa, Chordata, Aves, Suliformes, Phalacrocoracidae. The record is from RefSeq and is a predicted model, not a curated record.
UGGCGCGGGUGAGGCGGGCCGGGCAGCGCCGCCAUUUUGUGAGUCUAUAACACGGAGCGGUUGGGUUCGUUCCUGCUAUUCCGGCGCCUCCACUCCCUUCCCGACGGGUCUCCUCCGUGUGCAAUGGACGGCAUUGUCCAAGAUAUAACAGUUGGUACAAAGCGGGGAUCUGACGAGCUUUUCUCUACUUGUGUUACUAACGGACCCUUUAUCAUGAGCAGCAACUCCUCUUCUGCAGCUAAUGGAAACGACAGCAAGAAAUUCAAAGGUGAUAGUAGAAGCGCUGGGGUCCCGUCCCGAGUAAUCCAUGUCCGUAAACUCCCCAGUGAUGUCACGGAGGCAGAGGUCAUUUCUUUGGGCUUACCUUUUGGCAAGGUCACCAAUCUUCUAAUGUUGAAAGGAAAAAACCAGGCUUUCAUAGAAAUGAAUACGGAGGAGGCAGCCAACACCAUGGUGAACUACUACACCACAGUCACUCCAGUCCUCCGGAGCCAGCCCAUCUAUAUUCAGUUCUCCAACCACAAGGAGCUUAAGACAGACAACUCUCCGAACCAAGCACGUGCCCAAGCAGCUCUGCAAGCAGUGAACUCUGUUCAGUCUGGAAACCUAGCGCUGUCAGCCUCUGCUGCAGCAGUAGAUGCAGGAAUGGCGAUGGCUGGCCAGAGCCCUGUCCUGAGGAUCAUUGUUGAGAAUCUCUUCUAUCCUGUCACUCUAGAUGUUCUGCAUCAGAUUUUUUCCAAAUUUGGUACAGUCCUGAAAAUAAUUACAUUCACGAAGAACAACCAAUUUCAGGCCCUGCUACAAUAUGCUGACCCGGUGAGCGCUCAGCACGCUAAACUGUCUUUAGAUGGACAGAAUAUCUACAAUGCCUGUUGUACGCUGCGCAUAGAUUUCUCAAAGCUCACGAGUCUCAAUGUAAAAUACAAUAACGAUAAGAGCAGAGAUUAUACGCGACCAGACCUACCUUCUGGGGAUAACCAGCCCUCUCUUGAUCAGACCAUGGCAGCUGCUUUUGGUGCCCCAGGAAUAAUUUCCGCUUCUCCGUAUGCGGGAGCUGGCUUUCCUCCUACCUUUGCAAUUCCCCAGGCUGCAGGUACUGUAUUUCGCCUGUCAGUUCCAAAUGUUCAUGGAGCACUAGCUCCUUUGGCUAUCCCAUCAGCAGCAGCUGCAGCGGCUGCAGCAGGACGGAUUGCCAUUCCCGGCCUCGCUGGGGCAGGGAACUCCGUUCUGCUGGUUAGCAAUCUGAACCCUGAGAGAGUUACACCCCAAUGCCUCUUUAUUCUUUUCGGGGUCUAUGGUGAUGUGCAGAGGGUGAAGAUCUUAUUUAAUAAGAAAGAGAAUGCCCUAGUUCAGAUGGCUGAUGGAAACCAGGCCCAGCUUGCCAUGAGCCAUUUAAAUGGUCAGAAGCUUCACGGGAAACCAAUCCGCAUAACACUGUCCAAGCAUCAGACAGUGCAGCUUCCCCGCGACGGACAGGAGGACCAAGGUCUGACGAAGGACUAUGGGAACUCUCCUCUGCAUCGCUUCAAGAAACCAGGCUCCAAAAAUUUCCAAAACAUCUUUCCCCCUUCUGCCACUCUUCAUCUGUCCAAUAUUCCACCUUCAAUAACUGAAGAAGACCUUAAGAUGUUGUUUUCAAGCAAUGGUGGGAUGGUCAAAGGAUUCAAAUUCUUCCAGAAGGACCGUAAAAUGGCUCUGAUCCAGAUGGGCUCUGUGGAAGAAGCCAUUCAAUCACUCAUUGACCUCCAUAAUCAUGACCUGGGUGAGAAUCAUCACCUGCGUGUGUCCUUCUCGAAGUCCACCAUUUAAAGCUUUGGAAGGUGUGAGAGACAAAAAUGGACUUGACUUAAAACCUCUUGGGUUCAGCCUUGACCUUAAAAGGCUGAACGCUAGGGUUUCAACUUCCAUCAUUCCAGAAAAAAAGCCACUUUAAAAAUGCAGCUGAAGUGACCUUAAAAGACCAGAGAUUUUAUUUUUUUAAAGAGAAAUCAGUUUACCGGUUUUUAAAAAAAAAAAUCUAAUUCAUAUUGCUAACCUUGCGGUGAUGGGUAACAAUCUUGACUGUUCAAAUAAAAAUCACAAGUUAAAGUUUACACUUUGGAACCUGCUCUGGGAAAUUCCCCUCCCCUCCUGCUCCUUCUCCCUCAAAAAGCAGAUCCUAACAAGCUUAUCAGGUUUCACAUUGAUGCCUUUUUUAUUUUCUUUACCCAUCCAUGCCUUGAAAGACCUAAAACCACUGUGUAAAUUCACUUUAGCGCCUUGUGAGUCAGGAUUUUGCAAAAUGCGUGGUGUACAGGAGCUCCCAACUCGCCCAGCACAAAAAUAAGUUGCAUUGAUCCUACCUUAACUGUGCAUCUGCUGUCCUGUGCCUUAAAUCUUUUACUUCUUUGGGGAAAACAUCUGAGCUGUAGGGAGUGGAUUGGGAGAGUUGAGGGGAACGAGUGAGCUCCGGCUUACUGGAUCAGCUUGUGGUAGUGAAGGACAAGUGAAGCUGGCAAAGUGGAUAAAGAAAAUAUUGGGCUUUGACUCUUCAGGCAGUUGUACCCCACUGUCCGUGAAACGUCUCAAUCUGCAUAGUAUCAUGUGUCUUCAUGCCACUUUCCGAUCGGCUGGCGGUUGAUCGCCAUCCGCAAACCUUCAAGUGGGAGUUGUUUAAGAUCCUUUGUCCGUAACAUUCAGACUGAGUGGAAAGGUCUGGGUGGGGAAGCGUUCCCAAGACCAAAUUACAUUCCAUUGUCAAUAGCAAGUCAACAGGCUCUGCCCUUCGAGAGCAUUGAUCAAGAUACAAAAUUAACCACUGAUGGACGCUUGUGAAGACGAAUCAUUAAGAGUUUGUCAAAAUUAUGUGUGUGUAUAUAUAUAUCUAAAUACUUGGCUAGGAUUUGAAGAAUUAUCGGAUAUCCCACAUCUAGAGAGGUGUUCAUGUGAGUCACCUUCGUGCCCCUAAUUUGAGAUUAACAAGACCAACGUAGCUCUGCCGUCAUUCUUAUAGCAUGUCUUCAGCAUUUGAGCUUUUUGUUUUAAUUCUUGUAUUAUACUUUUUGAUGCCGUUGCUGUCAUCUGUGCCUAGCAAUAUUUCCAGUUGACCAAAUAUUCUAAUCUCUUUAUAUGCAAAAGAAAUAGUUUAAGUACCUUUUUAUAGAAUGAUAAGAUGGUAUAAACGUAAUCUAAAUUUACUCCUUUGUGGUAUUACCCUUGUAUACUGUACUUAUUUUUUUUUUUUUUUUGUAAUUGAAGCUGUAGGACAGGAAUUUAGUUACCAGGCUGAGGUCAUGACUGAGGAUGAGUAAUGUAAUGAAAUCGAUAAAACACGUUAAGCAAAGCAGAUUUUUAAAGCAAAGUGUUUGAGAGAACAAGCACAAAUAGCUUGUGAAUUUAAGUAAAAGGACCCAGGCUAAAGUUUUUACCUUUUUAACCUAUAAGCCCAGAUCUUAAGUUAUAGGAAGGGAAUUUAUUAAAAGUAGAAUGCAGAUCGUGUUUUCCCAAUGAUACAACUAUGAUUUUUUUUUUUUUUUUCUGGCUUACAACUCUUUCCCGGGCCAUUCUGCCUUCUGUUUGUGUAAUCCAAUGUUGCCUUACAUUUCCCUCUAACCUGCAACCUGUUCGGAUGCAAAAUAACAAGAAUCUUGUACUUUUUUUCAGGGUUUUUCUGCAAAUUGUGGACCAAAGUUUGUUUUUUAAUUGUCUUAGUGUUGCAAGUUAUGAUUUCCUUGCUUAGUGUGGGAGCUCUUGACUUGCCUAGCACUGAGUGUUUGGAAAAGUCUUAACUUUUCUUAGUUCCUCCCUGAGCUCUUGAGGAUGUGAAUUAUGCUGGAGAAGCGUGUGAAGUCCGAGCGAGGGUUCGGCUUGGGUUGCUGGCGUGGGAUCGGGGAUCCUCGUCUGCCUUAGUCUUUGGCUUGUGGCUGAGGAGUGUGACACCACCUUCAGUGAAAGCGUUGCCCCAGCUGAGCUGAGAAAACUUCCAGCUGACGAGUAGACGCUGGUUUCAGUUACCUCUAAAUCUGAGUAAGCCUGUUAACGGAGCCUUGUGAUCUGCCUCUGCGGAAAGCUCCGUGUUUCCUUGCCAGGAUCUCACGUCCAGGAGGGCACGUUCAGGGUGUCGUGGUGGUGGUUGUCAAUCUGCUCAUCUCCCUUCCCCCCCAAGGCAAAGACCGGUCCCUCCUGCAGCCAGGGAGCGCUGGCGGCUCGGCCGCGCGCCCGAGCGCGCCGCAGGCAGCGCUUUCCGGGAGGGUCCGGGCGCAGCCCGAGCGGAACAGCUGCGGUUUAACCUUCUGAAUGCGUUCAGUCGGCCUCACCCAGGACGCUGGGAAGAGGCUGAUUGGAAUGAAACCUGUCUGGGGGCCUUUAACGGUGAUUUGGUCAACCCACAGGCUCUAUGUAUUUUGCAAAAUGCAAGCAAAUGAAUUGAGGUAACCCCGGAACCCAGGCAAUCGUGGGUUUUUCCUUUGGAUCCCUGUGUUUGCAUGUAAAGAAUGUGAGUAACAAAAGGGUGUACAUAUUUAUAAUUUUUUAUACCUGUUGUAAGACAUGAGGGGGCAGCAAAACCCAGUUUUUUAUGGUGAACAGAUGUAUUGUAUAUUUUGAUAACAGCUAUUCCAGGUUCAGUAUUGUGGAAGGUGGGGUGGGGAGGGUAAGCAUACACAACAUCGGAAUUCCAUUGCCUCUUUCAAAGAAUGUUUGUAAUGCAAAGAAAUGAAAUUAAAACUAUUUUAUAACAACCUUUGUACCUUUCUGUAGCUCCAUUAUUUACUGUUCAGAUUGUAGAAAGCAGUUAUUGGCCAGUCUGUACUUGUGCUUUCAAUAAAUUUCUUCUGUAUUCUUUGCUUCUGA